AUGGUACCGAAGCCCUCAGGCACCGCCGUCCAGUCGGCCACGCACCGACCCCUCCCACCACUGCCAAAACUCCGCGUCCGCCGACCGAACAAGCCAGAAGCGAACCCAUGCUUGGGAGCAAUGUCAUCAGUUCUGGGAUGCUGGGCGUCUUCCGGCUACAGUGUGCAAGGCUGCGCACAGCUUGAACAGAAACUACGGCAAUGCAUGGAUGCGCCACGAAACCCCAACCAGAAGAAGAACAACAUCAACUACCACCUCUCAAGAAUGUACCCCAAGAUCGUCGGCCCCCACAAGCGGGACUAG
Molecule: messenger RNA, 303 nt
Organism: Alternaria ethzedia
Lineage: Eukaryota; Fungi; Ascomycota; Dothideomycetes; Pleosporales; Pleosporaceae
Exons: 3
Coding region: 1-303 (100 amino acids)
Biological process (GO): mitochondrial translation
Cellular component (GO): mitochondrial small ribosomal subunit
Molecular function (GO): structural constituent of ribosome
Source: RefSeq, a predicted model, not a curated record